Drosophila novamexicana is the source of this 1273-nucleotide messenger RNA. RefSeq names its product receptor expression-enhancing protein 1 (gene Reepl1). The coding region runs from base 203 to 1111 and encodes 302 amino acids. The transcript is spliced from 2 exons. Lineage: Eukaryota; Metazoa; Arthropoda; Insecta; Diptera; Drosophilidae. The record is from RefSeq and is a predicted model, not a curated record.
AGAGGUGUGUAGCUCACUUGAAACAGUGCUUUCACAAAAACAGAGGCGUGCUCCGAAAUAUCGAAAUUAUAGAAAUAGGAAAUUUUGUUCAUAAAUUUCGUGUGCCGUGGUUCAGUGACUUCUCCGGGCGUAAAUCGUUAGAAACCAAGAAACCAAAAGAAAAACCAAAAAAAAAAAAAAGAAAACCACAAUUAUUUUCGACAUGAUUUACGAGUUUAUCAUAAUGCUGAUCGGCUGGCUAUAUCCGGCCUUCGCGACAUACAAUAGCCUGAACGGUAACCUACGCUCACAGGUAUCCUGGAUGAAAUACUGGAUUGUGUUUGGUGUCUUCAAUGCCUUUCACUUUUUCACCGGCUGCCUGGAGCCGUGGGUGCCCUUCCUGAGUGGCUUCAAGCUGUUCAUUUUGUGCUGGCUGUUGCCCAGCUUGGGCAGCGGCAGUCAGUUCAUCCAUGACGACAUACUCGAUCCGCUGCUGAAGAGCAACAAGGAGGCAAUCAAUCGUACCGUCGAAAGCGUCUCCAGCGUGAGCAGCGCCCUGCUGCGCGAGCUGGUUAAGAUGAUCUAUCACCUGCUUGUCGAUGUCGUCGAGCAGUGCUGGCUGAUGACCCGCAAUGCGAAUGACAUUCAUGUGACGCCACGCCUCCAGGCGGCCAUUAACGAGCAAGCAGCCAUUCAACUGGAGGAUGUUAAGACCGUCGAGCCACAGCCACCGUCGCCGUCGUCGCCGCCGCCACCGCCGUUGCCGCUGCCGAAGUUAGACGCCAGCCAGCCCACAAAUGGAGCCUUCCGGGCAGCCGCCCUGAGCAGCAGCAUGAUAGAUGACCAACUGGCGUUGCGCAUACUUCUCGCCGAGGCGGUCAGUGCGGAGCGCAUGCAGCUGUGCCAACAGCUGUCCAGUUCAGAGCAUCUGGCGCCGAUCCACAGCCAUGUGAGAGUGGUACCCCCGAUCACAACGAAGCCCACGCCCAAGCCACAGCGUCCGCCCAAGCCGAAGCGCGGCAAGCGCAAGCAUCUGGAGGCAACCGCAGCACGAUUCCAGCUGGAGAUGGAUCUGGAUGCCGAUCGCGCCUAUCGCGAAUAUUGCGACGCCGAUGACGAAGAGAAGCACUAAUCCCAUCCCAACGCGCCCGCCCCCAAGACCACUUGGCACCCAGCUACAUUUCAGAGUAAGAAGAGAAGGAGAAAAAAGGAGGAGAUAGUCCGAGACAGAAUACUCGGCUUAGCCCAGUUUUUGUGUUUUUAUCAGUUUCUUAUGUGCUAAACGCAUACUUCA